This is a messenger RNA of Drosophila obscura, 1630 nucleotides long. It is a transcript of the gene L2HGDH, whose product is annotated as L-2-hydroxyglutarate dehydrogenase, mitochondrial. Lineage: Eukaryota; Metazoa; Arthropoda; Insecta; Diptera; Drosophilidae. Bases 202 to 1578 code for a protein of 458 amino acids. The record is from RefSeq and is a predicted model, not a curated record. The transcript is spliced from 3 exons. Gene Ontology annotation, molecular function: (S)-2-hydroxy-acid oxidase activity; (S)-2-hydroxyglutarate dehydrogenase activity.
ACGCUUUAUGACGAUUCCCCGUGUAUAUCGUCUAGGCUGCGGCCCCCAUAAGCAUAUUUGUUCUCGCCCCACGAAAUUCUUCCACUGGUUGCUGCUGCUUUAGUCUCUCUGCUCGUGCGGUGGCGGUUAGUACAUACACUUUUGGGCAAGGUCAGACAAGGUCUUUGACAUAGAAAAACGUACAAAGUGAACGGACGAAUAAUGGCACAGGUGCGACAACUGUUACAAGUGGGUGGUCCACUGUUCGGACGUGGCUUGGCCAAUGCCGGUGGUGCAACGACAGCCACCGCAGCGCACAAACGGUGGCAAAGCUCCUCGUCCAACGCUGGAGAUUACGAUCUGGUUGUGGUCGGCGGCGGUAUUGUGGGUGCGGCUUCUGCCCGAGAGAUUCUACUGCGGCAUCCCACGCUGAAGGUGGCCAUUCUGGAGAAGGAGCCCAAACUGGCAUUCCAUCAGAGUGGACACAAUUCGGGAGUCAUCCAUGCCGGCAUCUACUACAAGCCAGGCACUCUGAAGGCCCGCCUCUGCGUGGAGGGACUGAAUUUGGCAUACAAAUAUCUGGAUGAGCGCAAGAUUCCGUACAAGAAAUGCGGCAAACUGAUUGUGGCCACCGAUGAGAAGGAGGUCAAGCUGCUGGAGGAUCUGCAGCAGCGUGGCAUUGCCAACAAAGUGCCCGAUCUCAAGAUGAUCGAAGGGGAUGCCAUCCGUGAGAUUGAGCCCUUCUGCAAAGGCAUUAAAGCUCUUCACAGUCCACACACUGGCAUUGUGGACUGGGCUUUGGUCACGGAGCACUAUGGCGAGGACUUUAAGCAUGCUGGGGGUCGCAUUUAUCUGGACUACAAUGUCACAAAGUUCAGCGAAACGAAGGAGGGCAGCGCCGACUAUCCAGUGACCAUUCAUGGCUCGAAGCCGGGUCAGUUGGUACGCACCAAGAAUGUCCUCACCUGCGGUGGCCUGCAGUCCGAUUUGCUGGCCGAGAAGACGGGCUGUCCCAAGGAUCCGCGCAUUGUGCCCUUCCGCGGUGAAUACUUGUUGCUGUCCAAGGAGAAACAGCACAUGGUGAAGGGCAACAUCUACCCGGUGCCAGAUCCACGAUUCCCCUUCCUGGGCGUGCACUUUACGCCGCGCAUGGAUGGAUCCAUUUGGCUGGGACCCAACGCUGUGCUGGCCCUCAAGCGGGAGGGUUACACCUGGGGCGACAUCAAUCUCUUUGAGCUCUUUGAUGCCCUGCGCUAUCCCGGCUUCCUGAAGAUGGCCAGCAAAUACAUUGGCUUUGGCGUGAGCGAAAUGUCCAAGUCGGCGUUCAUCAAUCUGCAGAUCAAGGCCCUGCAGAAGUACAUACCCGACAUCACCGAAUACGACAUCCAACGUGGUCCGGCGGGUGUGCGUGCCCAGGCCAUGGAUCUGGAGGGUAAUCUGGUCGAUGAUUUUGUCUUUGAUCGUGGCGUUGGUUCAGGUGCUUUGGCCAAGCGUGUCCUCCAUUGCCGUAAUGCACCAUCGCCGGGUGCCACCAGCAGUUUGGCCAUUGCCAAAAUGAUUGCCGAUAAGAUUGAGGGGGAAUUUUCCAUUGGCAAGUGAGGGCUGAAGAUUCCCAUACUGACGUGAAAUAUGUUUGUUAAUUUGAUCCUAA